Molecule: messenger RNA, 2585 nt
Organism: Parathielavia appendiculata
Lineage: Eukaryota; Fungi; Ascomycota; Sordariomycetes; Sordariales; Chaetomiaceae
Exons: 6
Coding region: 382-2247 (621 amino acids)
Source: RefSeq, a predicted model, not a curated record
UACAGGGCGACAUUCUGCAAAUGUGAGUGCUCUCAACGUGAGGCAUUCCCGGUCUUCGCUCCAAAGGGACCUGCCGUGGUCAGGGAUGGCGAGACAGUUGCUGCAGAGAAGAGAACGGAGGCUCAAGCUGCCUUCUGAUACUCAGGACACAUGACGACUCAUGAUGAGAAGCAAGCCCCAGCAAAUUCACAUGAGCCAAAAAACAAAGUCGAACUUCCAGUCCGAACCAGGCAGGAGGGAUGCCAUCCGCACUCCAGAGGGAUCCUCUUCGGCCACGCCCCGGGGCUUACGUUGAAGCGCCAAGGCCCAACUUUAACACCGUACUACACCUGACUCUGUGUUGGACUCAUUUCCCUCCUCGACAACAAACUCGAAGACGGAAUGGGGAGGGUUUCAGAACUAGCCAGACAUGCGCCGCCGCCGCUGCCGCCGCCUCUGCCACCGCCUCGCGGAAUGCGGCGGGGUCGGUUCAUCCCAGCAGUGGUUAUCUCGGCCGUGAUUCUCCUCGGCGCCUUUCCGCAGCUGCGGCCCAACCCCGACCGAACCUCACCUUACGGCAUAUUCCCGUCGGAGACUGACCCAUUCCAUCUCAUUCCAUGCACCCCAGCGACAUUACCACCGCCGCUUGAUGAUAGCAAUCCCGGGCAAGCUUGGGCUUCUCGUUUUGACCGCAACCCGAGCCAUUGGAGCUGGGCCUCCCCUCGGAACAAGGGGAACGGCACCAGAGGGGAAGAUCCGUAUGCCGGGCGCGGGAUCUACAUGUGCGGAUACCUGGACGUCCCCCUCGACUACACUAACAAGUCCGACAGCCGGAUCGCCCGCCUCGCCGUGACCAGAUUUCGAGUCUCAGGCCUGGCACGAGUUGGCGACAAGACAAUUGCCAUUGAACCUGGCGGACCCGGAGGUAGCGGUACCUUGUACGCAUGGCGUGCGGCAGAGACCAUCAGCGCACGUUUCAGUGAUGGCAAGUUCGACGUGCUGGGCUGGGACCCGCGGAGCGUGAACGCCUCGCUCCCCGCCAUUGCCUGCUGCCCCAACGACGCGAGCCGGGAUCGCUGGAGCCGCCUCACAUCGCUUCACUACACCGUCUCGGCAUCACCCCGGCAACAGCUUGAGCUGGUAGACGCCAUGAACGCGGCCGUCAUACGCGCCUGUUGGGAAAGGCACGGCGAUCUCGGUCGUUUCGUGGGUACUGGGAUGGUUGCGCGGGAUCCGGAGCAGAUCCGGAUCGCGCUCGGGGAGGACGAGUUGACGGGAUACCUCGUGGGCCGGCUCAUUCUGGACGGUACCGAGUGUGUGCGGGACCACCGCCUGCGCGGGGGGUUUGGCUGGACGGCGCUAGAUUACGCCACCGACGCCUGGCACGAUGGUUUCUUGGGCGAAUGUGUGAACGCAGGCCCCAUGUAUUGUGCGCUUGCCAAGCCGACGAAGGAAGACGGCCCCGCUACGCACCUGGACCUUGAGGCUCGCAUGGAUGCUCUGGUGGCGUCCCUUGCCUAUCGUCCGGUUCCAGCAUACCUCCCGACCAGCGGCCCGACCUUGGUGACGUAUUCUCACCUUUGCGCUUAUGAGCUUGAGGGAGGCAACUUGACGCUCGCGGCUCCUCUUCUCGAGACAUCGGCGUGGUGGUAUGAUCCGGAGGCCCCUAGCUCGCCGACACCAGUUCCGGGGUCAGAUAAUGAGCUGGGCAACCUCGUUAUCUGCGCGGAUUCCUUUGACGUCCAGGAUCCCGACGACCUCGACCGGUGGCUGUCGCUGUGGGGCAACAUGACGACGGGGAACUGGAUCGCGGGCAACUCCCGAAUGUAUGGUGUUCUUCCGUGCCGGCACUUUUUGACGUACUGGCCCCAGCCGGUAGGUGUGUAUCGGGGCGACCUCAACCACACGCUCAGGCAUCCGGUUCUGCUCAUCGCCGAGACGUAUGAUCCGGCCACUCCGCUAGGAAACGGGAGGAGGUUGCUACAGGAGAUGGGAUGGAACGCGCGGCUGAUUGUGCACCACGGAUAUGGCCAUUCGUCAAGGGAUACCUCGAACUGCACCGAGACGAUGGCCAGGGCGUUCAUCCUCGACGGCACCCUGCCGGAGGAGCAAGAGACGGACUGCUACGCUGAUGAGAAGCCGUAUCUCUAUGGGGUAGAGAAGGUGGUCGCGACAGCGCUGCCUGAGACGAAGGAUCCUGCCGAGGCCUGGCAGGGACACCUUGUGAAGCUCUCAUUCUUGGCUCCGCAGCUGCUGCAUGCCAUGUAGUGUCUGAGCUUGGGUUAGAUGCUGAGGCAGGUAUCAGGUCUCAAGAUAUGGAUUGAUUUGCGUGAUGUUGGACAUCGCGGUUACCUUGAUCUUUCGUUGAGUAAUGUGUUGGCCGGGGGAAGAGGGCCGGUCAUGUCGACGGCCGAAGCAGAAAACUGAAGACCAGUUGAGGGAUUGGGAAUGUCCAAAUAUGUUAUCUACGCUCAACCCGGAUGGCUCAAUUUCAAUUGCUAUUUAUAUGAUCAUUGCUCGCUAAGUUCAGGUGGCUUUAUAAUUCCCUAUUCAGCUAGUAGCUAUAUCUACUUCAUAUAGUUCUAAGAACUAUAACCAGGAUCAGC